This is a messenger RNA of Acomys russatus (golden spiny mouse), 467 nucleotides long. Its product is annotated as coiled-coil domain-containing protein 57-like. NCBI's taxonomy places the organism in Eukaryota, Metazoa, Chordata, Mammalia, Rodentia, Muridae. The transcript is spliced from 3 exons. The record is from RefSeq and is a predicted model, not a curated record. Bases 63 to 467 code for a protein of 134 amino acids.
GCCUGUGUUUUCUGUAGGUGAUAUACUCAGCAGUCCUGAGUGUAGGAACAUGGCAGUUGGUGAUGAGCAGUUGCGCCUGGGCUGCGUGCCUGAGGCCACUGCCCUCCUUCACUCUUGGCCCCUUCCAGGAGCUGCUGCUGGAGUUUGAAUCUGCAAUGCAGAGAAGGGAGCAGGAGUUGCAGCUGAGGGCCAACGACAUGAGCAAGGUGGUCCUGACCCACGAGCUCAAGGUAAAACUACUGAACAAAGAGCUGCAGGCUCUGAGGGAAGCUGGAGCACAGGCAACGGAGAGGCUGCAGAAGGCAGAAACAGAGCAGGUGGAGUUAGAGAGGAAGCUACGUGGCCACGCCCAGGAGCUGCAGGACCUGGAGGCUGUGAAGGAUGCUCGGAUAAAGGAGCUGGAAGGGAAGCUUCACUCGGCUCAGCUGGCCAGGAGGAGAGCCGAGGACUCGUGCAGGAGGAAGUGA